Molecule: messenger RNA, 755 nt
Organism: Temnothorax curvispinosus
Lineage: Eukaryota; Metazoa; Arthropoda; Insecta; Hymenoptera; Formicidae
Product: THAP domain-containing protein 1 A-like
Exons: 2
Molecular function (GO): sequence-specific DNA binding
Source: RefSeq, a predicted model, not a curated record
AUUGCCAUCAAUGUCGGGUAAAGUCUAGAACAUCUGAUAGCCGCUGUUGCUUCGUUAAUAAAGUAUCUUCGAGAUUUAUACGCUCAAAAGACGAGUCGUCGCACUUAAGACGUUUGUACUCGCUUUCGGAGUCCAUAUUAAAUCCGGAGUGAAUGCGUUUAUUCGGGAGUUCCUGAUUAGAGGACCAUCGAUCGGACUCGAAGAUUGUGUUUUUUCUGGGUGUUUGCCCCAGUAACUGCGUCGGAUUUAGCAAACCUCCGCCGUGAUCGUUGUAUCGCCGCGAUACCGCUUGGUCGGUUCGUAGCAAUUGUGCCAGACUGGAUUCAGAAUUACGUGCCUGUCACAGUCACAGAUUAGGUUAUAUUAGCAUCGUGUUAUAUCAAGCCUUAUUUGAAAAAACGAUGCCAACGUGUUGUAUAAAACACUGUACUAGUCGCACGUCUGACAAAACGAAAAAUUUGAAAUUUUUCGGAUUUCCAAAGGAAGACGUUAUUCGUCAGCAAUGGCUUGAUGCCUGUAAAAGGAAGGAAACAGAUAUCAAAGUUGAUACGGCAAUGAUAUGUAGUAAUCAUUUCGAUGCUGAUUGCUUCAUAAUGGAGUGGACACAACCUAGAUUGAAGAAUGUACCAGCCAAAGAAAUGAAACGAUUAAGAAAGAACUCUAUUCCAACAAAGAUGUUAAUACCAGAAGAAGAAGAAGAGAAGAAAAAACGUGGAAAAAAAAGAAAGAGAAUGCCAGAGAACGGUGAAAGUAAA